Molecule: messenger RNA, 1542 nt
Organism: Nicotiana attenuata
Lineage: Eukaryota; Viridiplantae; Streptophyta; Magnoliopsida; Solanales; Solanaceae
Exons: 2
Coding region: 1-1542 (513 amino acids)
Source: RefSeq, a predicted model, not a curated record
AUGGUGGUGCCUGAGACUAAUCCUGACAGUGAAGAAGACGUAGAUGAUUUGGUUUAUGCUAGUUUUAUUAGGGCUAGGACUAAGCCAGUGGCAACUUUAGAGCCACCUCCUAAGCGACCUACUACGCGGUUGCAGCAAAAGGAAGCUCUAGAGUUUGCCGUCAAGAAGAGUAAAAGGAGUCGGACAAGGAAAAGGUUGGUCAAAGAUGGAAAAGUUUUACAAGCAAAGGAUGUUCCUGUAGUGGAUGUGGAUGAGGAAACCAAAGAGGAACCUAGUUCCCUGACCCGCAAGCCUUCAAGGAAGAAGCACUCUCUCUCUCUCAAUCCGAAAGUGAAGGAGCAUGGUGACAAGUCUGAUGAGGAAGAAGUGGAGAAAUCUAGUGAACAUAGACAGAACAAAUCAGUGAAGAAGGAAAAGUCUGUUGGCAAGUCAGUGAAAAGAAAGAGGGAUGAUGAUGAUGAUGAUGAGGAACCUGGUUCCGUCAAGAAAGGAAAAGUGGGUGAAACUCUAAGGUCUGAGAAAAGGAAGCUGAGGAAUCAGAAAGUGCUGUGGGGCCGCACAUUUGCCUCUAAAAUUCUAGAGAGUGCUGGGAUGAGACAAUUAGUGGAUAUUUGUGAUGCUCAACAGUGGACCAAUUUGUUUACAAGUGAGGCUCCUAUAAUAUAUGAGGAUGAGGUGCGGAGUUUCUACACCAGCCUUUUCACAGUAGAUGGUGAUCAAAUAUGUGUGUUGGUGAAUGGGGUGGACAUAGUGAUGGACUCUACCUUAUUGGGGUCAAUUUUGGGUGUUCCUACCGAAGGAGUGUCAUCUGCUCAAGUUGCUUGCACACUAAACUUUAGAAAUGCCAUUGUUAAGGACAAGGCAAUACAACAUGGGGAACAGGUGCAUAAGAAGGCAGUCCUUGUAGUUUAUCAGCUGCUCUUUGAGAUGGUUAAUAAAGUAUUGCUUCCCCGUGCUGAAAGAAGAUCUGUUGCAUCCAAAGCUGAUCUACUCCUUAUGGGGACUUUGGAUAAUUUGUCCUCCAUCAAUUUGCCUGCCAUAAUGAUUGAGCAUAUGCAGAAGGUAGAGAACCUCAGAGACGGAAAUCCUGGACUGCCCUAUGGGUUCUAUCUCACAAAGGUCUUUGAGUUUUUCAAAGUACCUCUGGGACAGGCCAAAGUGGGCACCAAAAAGCAAUCAUUUUCAAAAACUACUCUGGAGGACUGUGAGUGUAUUGACAAAGUCGGAGGAGUUGGAAGCACUUCCACAAUCUCUCAACUGAUAAAUGCUCAGAAUAGUGCCACAGAGGAGAUCCGAAAGUUGAAAGCUAGGAACGCGAUUCUUGAGAGUCAGCUCAAUCAGUUGCAAGAGGUAUCUGGUUCUAGUGGUUCUCACAGUGCUGAGGUUGCACGCCUAACAAAGGAGAAUGUUGAACUAAGGAAACAGGUAGAGGACCUAAAAGAAAGACUGCUAAAUGAGCAAAUGUCCGCGAAUGCUCGCAUGGAUCUUGUCCUCCAAACUCUUGCUUCCUCUUCCAAGCCCCCUUCCUCCAGUGUCCCUUAA